AUGUCCAACAGCAACACCACACAGGAGUCUCUGGAGAUAAUGAAGGAGUCUGAGAAGAAGGUGGUGGAGGAGUCUGUGAACAAAACCAAACAUGUCUGCAGGUCACCCAGCAAGGAUGAGGUGGAGAAGGAUGGGGGGGAGGAGGUCAGCGUGCGCCAGGAGUCCCAGUCAGCUCCUUCCCUUCUCUCUUCUCCACAGAGGCGAACCUCAAGUCAUGGCCAUGCCAGGAAGAGAGCCAAGUCUAAUUCAAAGCUCAAACUGGUCAGGAGCUUGGCUGUGUGUGAGGAGUCAUCCAGCCCCUUCGUGGAUGGGCUGCUGGAGUCCCAGGACAUCAUUCAGCUGCACGUCAGCUGCCCCUCGGACAAGGAGGAGGAGAAGUCCACAAAGGAUGGGGCUGAGAAAGAAGAAAAAGAGAAGAAUAAAGAAAAGGCCCCCAGGAAAAUGCUGUCUCGAGAUUCCAGCCAGGAGUACACAGACUCCACUGGGAUAGACCUGCACGAGUUCCUGGUGAACACUCUGAAAAAAAACCCCCGGGACAGAAUGAUGCUGCUGAAGUUGGAACAGGAGAUCCUGGAGUUCAUUAGUGACAACAACAACCAGUUCAAGAAGUUCCCCCAGAUGACCUCCUACCACAGGAUGCUGCUGCACAGGGUGGCAGCCUACUUUGGCAUGGACCACAACGUGGACCAGACUGGCAAGGCUGUGAUCAUCAACAAGACCAGCAGCACUCGCAUCCCUGAGCAGAGGUUCUCUGAGCACAUCAAGGAUGAGAAGAGUGCAGACUUCCCACAGAGGUUCAUCCUGAAGAGAGAUGAUGCCAGCAUGGACCGAGAUGACAACCAGAUCAGACUCCCCUUGCAGGAUGGGAGAAGGAGCAAAUCCAUCGAGGAGCGGGAGGAGGAGUACCAGCGGGUCCGGGAGCGCAUCUUCGCGCGGGAGACUGGCCAGAAUGGAUAUCUGACGGACAGCAGGGGCGCCCGGGACAGCCUGAGCCGGGCCGGCAGCAGCCGGCAGAGCAGCACCGAAAGCGAGGCGAAGGCCCUGGAGCCGCGGCCCUGGAGCAGCACCGACUCGGAGGGCUCCGUGCGCAGCCUGCGGCCGCCGGUCACCAAGGCCAGCAGCUUCAGCGGCAUCUCCAUCCUCACCCGGGGGGACAGCAGCAGCAGCACCAAGGGCAGCGCUGCCAGCAGGACCUCCCGGGCAGGUUUGGUUCUAGGUGCCCCAGAAGCCUGCAGCCAAUCUGCCUCCUCCCAGCCCAGCCGUGGUCUCCUACCCUGCACAGCCCCACAGCCACAGCCCCUCCAGCAGCCACCACCACAGCCCCAGGGACUCCCACCUGCAGCCCAGCAGCAGCCAGCCAUCAGCAACCACCUGAUGUCCCAGCCGGUCCCAGCGCUGCAGCCUGUUCAGUAUUCUCCAAGCUCCUGCCCCCAAGUCCUCUUGCCAGUCUCUCCACCCCAGCAGUACAACUUGGCCGAGGAGCUCAGCAACCCCUUUGGGCAGAUCAGCCUCAGCCGCCAGGGCUCCACGGAGGCUCCGGACCCUUCCUCGGCCAUGUUCCAGUCCUCCCUCAUCUCCCAGCACCCUCAGCAGCCAGGAUUCAUCAUGGCACCCCCUGGGCAGCCCAUUCCCACCUCCAACUACUCUGCCUCAGGGCACACGGCCCCCACACAGCAGGUGCUGCAGCCCCAGGGCUACAUUCAGCCUCCCCAGCAAAUUCAGGUUUCUUACUACCCUGCUGGGCAGUACUCCAGCUCCAGCCAGCAAUAUCGAUCCCUCAGUCACCCAGCGGCCUACAGCUCCCAGCGCUCCCAGCAGCUGCCCCAGCAGUCCCAGCAGCCUGGUUUACAGCCAAUGAUGUCCAACCAGCAGCAGACCUACCAAGGUGUGAUGGGGGUGCAGCAGGCACAGCCCCCAGGGCUGCUCACCAGCCAGAGGAGCAGCAUGGGGGGCCAGAUGCAAGGCCUGAUGGUGCAGUACACUCCACUGCCUUCCUACCAGGUUCCUGUGGGCAAUGAGUCCCAGAGUGUGGUCCAGCAGCCCUUCCAGCAGCCUGUGCUGGUGCCAGCCAGCCAGUCUGUUCAGGGGGGGCUUCAGGCUGGGGGGGUCCCCAUCUACUACAGUGUCAUCCCCCCUGCCCAGCAGAAUGGCACCAGCCCUUCAGUGGGGUUCCUUCAGCCCCCAGGCUCUGACCAGUAUCAGAUGCCACAGUCCCCUUCCCCCUGCAGCCCACCACAGAUGCAGCAGCAGUAUUCAGGUGUGAAUCCAUCAGGCCCUGGCGUGGUGGUGAUGCAGCUGAACGUCCCCAACGGCCCCCAGGCCCCCCAGAACACCCCCGUGGUGCAGUGGAGCCACUGCAAGUACUACAGCCUGGAGCAGAGGGGCCAGAAGCCAGGAGACCUCUACAGCCCUGACACCAAUGCCCAGGCCAGCACCCAGCUGAGCAGCCCCAUCACGUCCCCCACCCAGUCCCCCACGCCCUCGCCUGUCAGCAGCCUCAGCAGCGUCUGCUCGGGGCUGAGCCCCCUGCCUGUCCUCACCCAGUUCCCCCGGCCCAUGGGCCCAGCACAAGGUGAUGGUCGCUACUCCCUGCUGGGCCAGCCGCUGCAGUACAACCUCUCCAUCUGUCCCCCACCACUGCUCCACAACCAGCCCAGCUACACUGCACACCAGGGGCAGAGUGGAAUGAAACAUGGAAACCGCAGCAAGAGACAAGCCCUCAAGUCAGCUUCCACUGACCUCGGGACGAGUGAUGUAGUGCUGGGCCGGGUGCUGGAGGUCACCGACCUGCCCGAGGGCAUCACACGGACAGAGGCUGACAAACUCUUCACGCAGCUGGCCAUGGCCGGCGCCAAGAUCCAGUGGCUCAAAGAGACUCAGGGGCGGCGAGGGGACGGCGGCGGCGGCGGCAGCGGCGGGGGGGACAGCCCCGGGACGGCGGAGAACGGGCGGCACGGCGACCUGGCGGCGCUGUACACGGUGGUCGCGGUGUUCCCCAGCCCCCUGGCCGCCCAGGACGCCUCCCUGCGCCUCAACAGCGCCCCCAGCCGGUUCCGCCUGCGCGUGGCCAAGCGGAGCCUCGACCUGCGCGUGCUGGAGCGCGCGAGCUCCCAGUAG
This is a messenger RNA of Indicator indicator, 3117 nucleotides long. It is a transcript of the gene R3HDM2, whose product is annotated as R3H domain containing 2. Lineage: Eukaryota; Metazoa; Chordata; Aves; Piciformes; Indicatoridae. The transcript has 24 exons. Bases 1 to 3117 code for a protein of 1038 amino acids. The record is from RefSeq and is a predicted model, not a curated record. Gene Ontology annotation, molecular function: nucleic acid binding.